Aspergillus puulaauensis is the source of this 1116-nucleotide messenger RNA. RefSeq lists its product as uncharacterized. NCBI's taxonomy places the organism in Eukaryota, Fungi, Ascomycota, Eurotiomycetes, Eurotiales, Aspergillaceae. The coding region runs from base 1 to 1116 and encodes 371 amino acids. The record is from RefSeq and is a predicted model, not a curated record. Gene Ontology annotation, molecular function: hydrolase activity. The transcript is spliced from 2 exons.
AUGCCAACCCCCAUCCCAAUCGUGGACUCCCACAUCCACCUCUUCCCCGAAUCCCACCUCCCCACAUUAACCUGGUAUACACCCUCCAACCCCGGCCCCUUGGGCUCCCAGCACUCAGUCGACCAAUACCAACAGGCAACAAGGGAAGCGGCUGCUGCUGCUGCUUCUGCUGCUUCCACACUGCGCGGCUUUAUAUUCCUCGAGACAGACCGCCUCUCAUCCGUUGAAGAAUCAGGUGCCGGUGCACAUGGCUGGUCCCACGCCCUAGAUGAAGUCUCCUUUCUAGCCCGUAUUGCCGCUGGAAAGCCCGUUCCGGGUGAAGGGCAUAGAGCUGAGGAUCGUGGCCUUUGUUUAGGGAUUGUCCCGUGGGCGCCUGUGCCUGGUGGGCCGAGUGCGCUGGAGAAGUAUAUGGCGUUGGUAAGGGAGAGGGCCGAGGCGGAGGAGGCGGAGUCGGAUGAGGUAUGGAGCAAGAUCCGUGGGGUGCGGUAUCUAGUGCAGGAUAAACCGGCGGGUGUUAUGCUGCAGCCGGCAUUUAUUGAAGGAUUGAAGUGGUUGGGAUUGCAUGGUCUCACGUUUGAUCUUGGGGUUGAUGCAAGACAGGGUGGGAUUUGGCAGUUGGAGGAAGCGGUUGAGAUGAUGAGGAGGGUUUAUGAGGGAGUCCAGGGGAGGGAUAAAGUGACCAUCGUGAUCAACCAUAUGUGUAAACCAAAUCUCCGUCUCGAGUCUACUACUACUCCAGUCACCACGCAGCCUGACUUUCUGCAAUGGAAGGCCCAGGUCACAGCCAUGGCCCAGCAUCCAACUGCAUAUAUGAAGCUGUCUGGUGCGUUUUCUGAACUACCGCCUCUUUCCCCGGAUUCCGACCCGGAUAUUGUGUCUCUCGUGGAGAAGCUCCAGCCGUGGACGGAUGUCGUCUUCGAUGCAUUUGGGCCCGAGAGAGUAAUGUUUGGCUCUGACUGGCCGGUCUGCAAUGUGGGAGGGGGCGGAAACCAAGUCACCUGGAGCCGCUGGAGUCGUGUUGUUCAAGGUGUUUUGGAUCAGAGAGGACUAGACGAAGACCAAAGGCGAAGGUUUUGGGGGGAGGUCGCCGUGAAGGCUUAUGGGGUGACGAUAUGA